AUGAUAUCCAAGCCCGAUUUCGAAGCUCUGUUAUCCGGGUUCGAUGCCAUUGAUGAUCGACUCAGACCUGCUUACAAUUCAAUCAGAGCACUACUCAAGACCCCAGAUGAGUGUCCAAAGGUCGGAAUUGUAUGUGGCUCGGGUCUGGGUGAACUUGCCACGAAGCUUCAAGAAGCGGAAUUGAUCAGCUAUGAUCAGAUCGAUCAAUGGCCCCGACUUCGGACGAUCUCUGUCGUACAAGGACACGAAGCUAAAGGCUUGGUGUUCGGUAAACUGGGUCAGACUCGUGUUGUUUGUCAAUCUGGAAGGCUCCACUUUUACGAAGGUUACCAGAUAAAAGACGUGGUUUUUGCGGUCCGGCUGUUUAAACUGUUAGGCUGCCAAGCAGUUAUAAUAACCAAUGCCGCAGGAGCUGUUAACCCGAGCAUUCCAGUGGGAACUGUAAUCGCACUUAACGACCAUGUCUCGCUGCCUUCUCUGGCAUGUUUUAAUCCCUUGAUUGGUCCAAAUUCCGACAUCGUCGGUCCUCGCUUCACACCAUUGUCUAAUGCCUAUGAUUUUGAAAUGAGAAAAUCAGUCUUUCGAUCAAUUCCUCACAUUGGCCUGAAAGCACAAGACGUUCAAGAAGGGGUAUAUGCUUGGGUGACAGGACCAACAUAUGAAACCAAGGCAGAGGGUUUAUUUAUACGCAGUAUGGGCGCAGACGUGGUCGGAAUGUCCACGGUACCGGAAGUGAUUGCAGCUCGACAUGCGGGAUUGCGAGUUCUUACUUUGUCCCUAGUUACCAAUUCCGUCGUUCUGACCGCACAACGCAGUGCUUCAGAAGCAGUUUCGCAAGAUCUGACUUCGAAAGAUGUAGCUCCUUCUGUGGGGCUUCAAUGGAAAGAAGAGACGGCCAAUCAUGCGGAGGUUUUAGAGGUUGGUAGAAAGAAAGCUGAAAGCGUGUUGAAAAUCGUCAAUUACGUGGCCAAUGAUCCGGACUGGUGA
Molecule: messenger RNA, 987 nt
Organism: Puccinia triticina
Lineage: Eukaryota; Fungi; Basidiomycota; Pucciniomycetes; Pucciniales; Pucciniaceae
Exons: 9
Coding region: 1-987 (328 amino acids)
Biological process (GO): nucleoside metabolic process
Cellular component (GO): cytoplasm
Molecular function (GO): purine-nucleoside phosphorylase activity
Source: RefSeq, a predicted model, not a curated record